GCAGAAACCGGGGGGGGGGCGGGGGGGCAGGCACGUAUUUAAACACGAUGCUGCCGAACAACAUAACGGCGGCCGCGUCUUUCAGUGGAUGAGCGCGUCCGCAGCUCGCUCGCUCGGCAAAGACGCACAAAGACGCGGGGACGUGCGCGUUUGCUCCCAAUUAGACGCGCGCGACGCGUCGAGGCGCCGCAUCGUGAUCUGAAAGACAGCGCGUGAAACGUGGAAAUGUCAUCACGCGUUGCAGCCCCAGGAAACGAUGACAGCGUCCUCCAUCAUCGCUCGGCCGCUUAGAGUGAUUUUUGCCUGCCUCGCGGCCAUUUCGACCUGACUGGACCUCCUGCUGGAUUCGUCGCACCGGAGCCCGAACCGCAGGAGCGCGAGCAGGUGCAGCGCGUGUUGGCACCAGGUAGCGGCGUAGCUGGCUGCCGACCUCCGCAUCCAAUCUGGAUCAGGCUGGACAUUCAGGAAUGGCAUCCACUAUAGAAAGGAAGACACUGGAAGCCAACGAGGAGCCGGUGGACGAGGUGCUCCAGAUGCCGCCGUCCCUGCUCACGUGCGGCGGGUGCCAGCAGAGCAUCGGGGACCGCUUCUUCCUGAAGGCCAUCGAGCAGUACUGGCACGAGGACUGUCUGAGCUGCGACCUGUGUGGCUGUCGGCUCGGGGAGGUGGGCCGACGGCUUUACUACAAGCUGGGAAGGAAAUUAUGUCGGAGGGAUUACCUCAGGCUCUUCGGUCAGGACGGACUCUGCGCGUCCUGUGAGAAGAGGAUCCGGGCGUUCGAGAUGACCAUGCGUGUGCGGGACAAGGUUUACCACCUGGAGUGCUUCAAGUGCGCCGCCUGCCAGAAGCACUUCUGUGUGGGCGACCGCUACCUGCUCAUCAACUCGGACAUUGUGUGCGAGCAGGACAUCUUUGAGUGGACCAAGCUCAACGGCAGCAGCAUGGUUUAGGAGAGCGACGGAGCCAGUGGCUUCAGAGGGAGUGAACGCUUGAUGAAGAGGCGCCUGGUCGCCAGCGAAGGCCUCAUCACGUUCACACGGACUCCAAGAGCUUCCUGCUGCAGGAGAGUAACAACGGCUGCACCAGCAAUAAGAGACAGUCUGUUUCUAACACUUCAUCUCUAAAUGCAAAAAUAUUAUUAAACAUGCAAUAACGUUAGUGCACACUGGGAUUAUAACGAGACUAAAAAUGUGUUGAGUCCUAGUUGCAUCACACUCUGCACAAACUUCCCAGUAACAUUUUAUUUUAUGGGUCUGUAAAAAUGUUCUUUAACCAUUAAACCCUUUUAUUAGUUUAUAUUUGGGAUUUAUUAAAGCAACUGGAGCAUGUGAAGUCAAGAAAAUAUUUAGUGAUUAUUUAAUUACUUUGGGAGAAUUUGAUGUACAUCUAAUUGUUAAUUAAUAAUUUAUUUUAUUGGUUACACGCUAAUUAAAAGAAUAAAGUAGAAAAGUAUCAGACAUUUGUUUUUAUCUAACUGGAAACCAGGAAAUGUCAUUAAUUAGAAUAAUUUAUCACAAAUUUGAAGACCUAUGAGAUAAAGUGUUACCAGAUUUCACAGUGUAAAUGGAAAAGUCUUCAUCAGAAGGAUUGCACUUCAUGCCAGCUUGAAAUGGUGGCGCCCUUCAGCGAUCGGGGGAAGCCGGGCAAUUAUUUUUUUUACUGACUGUGGACUUGUUUUCAGCGUCUGAUUUGUAAUUGUUACGACUUUCACCUUUUGACUUAUAAACUUGUAUAAAUAAAUUCUAAAACAGAGAAA
Molecule: messenger RNA, 1756 nt
Organism: Betta splendens (Siamese fighting fish)
Lineage: Eukaryota; Metazoa; Chordata; Actinopteri; Anabantiformes; Osphronemidae
Gene: lmo2
Product: LIM domain only 2 (rhombotin-like 1)
Exons: 3
Coding region: 468-950 (160 amino acids)
Biological process (GO): positive regulation of transcription by RNA polymerase II
Cellular component (GO): nucleus
Molecular function (GO): transcription coactivator activity; DNA-binding transcription factor binding
Source: RefSeq, a predicted model, not a curated record